Messenger RNA from Dacryopinax primogenitus, 862 nucleotides. RefSeq lists its product as uncharacterized. NCBI's taxonomy places the organism in Eukaryota, Fungi, Basidiomycota, Dacrymycetes, Dacrymycetales, Dacrymycetaceae. The record is from RefSeq and is a predicted model, not a curated record. The transcript has a single exon. Bases 35 to 208 code for a protein of 57 amino acids.
UGGAUAUUGAGCGAUGAAAUGGCGGUGUAGAUAGAUGGAGGAGGGAGGAGAAGAAGAGGAAGAGCAAAGCCAGCGCUGUGUGGGUGGGAACGAGACCGGCCUUUCGGAAGCAGGUGAGGGAAGGGAGAAGAACGAAGAAGGUCGGGCGCGUGUUCUGUCUGUGUGGGUCGAUAGAUUAAGUUUGACUGUCCUUUCAACGCGACAGUGACUUCAAUAGUGCCAAAGGUCGGCUUGUGGUCACUUCUCUCCAAGUUGAAUAUCCCUCUUCAACCCUGUCAAUGCAAUAGUCAGAGAGGUGAACGUCGGUCGUUCUCCUCUUCCUCCCCACCGACAGCAAAGAAAUACCCCCCCUCGCGUGGUCGGCCCGUAUGUGCUCCUCUUCUGUCUCUUGGAUGUCUUCCCUCCAACUAAUCCAAUCUGGCUCCGACUUCGGAAGCGAAACCGACUCGGGAUUACCCUAGAGGGCGAAUCUGUCGGUUGAAUAAACACACACACCUCCAACAAUUUAAUCCGUCUACAGAUUCUAGCCUCUCGGAACCGGCUUGUCCUGUCACUCCGUGUGGUCAGCGGGGUGAAUGGAGGGCAAGACCGGGGUGAGGCAGCAAUCGGAGAUUGGAAAAAAUAGCACCCGCGCUUGCUCGAAUCCCGCGAGAUCGACGUCAGCAGAGACCACCUCCUCUGCCGGCACAAUGUCACUCGGAUGCAAAUAGAGGGCAGGACCCCAGGUGACACCCUUAUGAGAGGUUGAUCAGACGUGUCCCGCGGGUUAGGGGAUAUCAAGAGACUCUGUGGGGAGGAUGUAACCUUUUCCCCCUCGAUAUUCAGGGGCGGGCCGAGCGGUGGGAGAAGGGCGCGUCGCAAG